Molecule: messenger RNA, 1272 nt
Organism: Cordyceps militaris CM01
Lineage: Eukaryota; Fungi; Ascomycota; Sordariomycetes; Hypocreales; Cordycipitaceae
Product: inositol-pentakisphosphate 2-kinase
Exons: 3
Coding region: 1-1272 (423 amino acids)
Biological process (GO): inositol phosphate biosynthetic process
Cellular component (GO): nucleus
Molecular function (GO): ATP binding; inositol-1,3,4,5,6-pentakisphosphate 2-kinase activity
Source: RefSeq, a predicted model, not a curated record
AUGGCCCUGUCAGAACUCCCACAGCGUCAACCGGGGGCCGACCAGCGUUACACAGAGGCGGCGCACCCGCUCCAGCAUCAGCGCCAGUCCAAGGCCAACCCCCCGGCUGCACCUCCGAUCGAGGCCGCCUGCGCUCAUCAUCCGACUACGGCUGCCGCGACGACGGCCAUCCCAGACCACCAACAACAUUCAAAUCAUGCCCCCGUUGUGACGAGGAUUCCAUCGGCGGUAGACGUACCGGCAUCAGUAGCGAGCUACCCUCUCCACGGCGAUGAAAUGUGGCAAAAACACCACCUAAAGCACAAGCACCUACCCAGAGGCUCCAAGCCCGUCGCCUUUGUCGGUGAGGGCGCCGCCAACGCCGUCUUUGAGAUCAAGCUUCCCCAACAUGGCUCCUCCGAUUCCAAUUUCAAAGGCCUGCUGUUGCGAGUGGCCAAGGUUCCAGCACUCGGCCAGCCCACCGCGUACAACUACCUCUUUCAGCAAACCUUCUACCAGACAACCAUCCGACCCCUUCUGGGCAGCCAUGCCAUCCACCAGGAGCUCGUCAUUCUCCGUGGCUCUGGCAUCGUCGACGAGCUCAAUCGCCUCCUUCAGGCCCUCGAUCAUACCCGUAAGCCCAAGUUCCGCGGCUCCUUCGUUGGCCAGUCCGACUGGGGCCUCCUCAUCGAGGACAUGCGGCCCGACCCAAAGGCCCCGACGCCGCGCAUCCUCGUCGAGUUCAAGCCUAAGUGGCUCUCGCAGUCGCGCAGCGCCCCGGCCCGUGCCGUCCGCUGCCGGCAGUGUGCCCUCGAGCUCCAGCGUAUGCUGACCAGGCCCGUUGCUGGCGCCGGCCCCUUUAACCCGGAGCGCAAACCAUGCCCGCUGGCCCUGGUGGAUGAGGAGGCGCCCCCGGCCGUGUCGUCGCCUUUUCGCAUCGCACCGCAGCUAGCCACUGCCCCAGAGCGGGAGCUCCUGAGGACGUCGCUGGAGCACAUCCUGCACGACCCCUUUCUGGAGGAUUUGUGCGCCCAGCAGGAAGGGCUGGACGUGACGGGCCCGCUGGGAGCCAGCCCCAAUGAUGAAAAGUUUGGUAUCGCCAUGACGAUCCGUGACUGCACGUGUUUUGCGCUCAUCCCCAAGGAUGAUGCUGCCCACGGCCCAGGAGACCUCAAGAUCCGGCUCGGCGACCUGGAUUGGAAGGAUCCGCAAACCAAGAUCCAGCACUGGCAAGGCACCGAGCAGUCGCUCAUCGAUGUGGAAGCCGAGGUCUCCUUUGACCAGCCCGCCUGA